CUUUACAGGUUUUCCUCAAAUCGAAUGCUUUCGUGUUGUUGACCAUCUGUUUUAUUCUAUUUGAUUCUGGUAGUAUGCUGCAUGAGCUACCAGCUGUAAUUUCGAAGGCGAAAGAUUACAAAUUAACGUUAUCGAUUCGUUAGCAUAUCUGUACUUCAACUGAAGACAUUUUACUUGUCAAAAUGACUGCCGUCAAUAGUGCGUUAAACGGGAAUCCGUUCGGAGCUCCUGGUUCCAUCAAUGACCCGUCAAAACAAGCACAACUUUAUCACUACCUCGAGGCUUUGAAAACGGACGAGAAUGGAUGGCGCAAGUCAACGGACAACAUCGUUGCAAACAAUCUGAGCACUGAUGAAGAGCAUUUUUUGCUUUUGCAAGUUGUCGAAGACUAUCUAUCCCGACGAUAUGCUCAAGCUGAUGCUGAUAGUGUCAUGUGCAUCCGCAAGCUACUCUCGCACUGGAUUCAGAAGCUCUCCACCCAUCCAGAACAGCCGGUUUUCCUAGUAAAUAAAAUGGCACAUAUCUUUUCGUUAGUCUUUGCCGCAGAUUUCCCUGAUAGGUGGCCAAAUUUUAUGGAUGAAAUAUUUCUUUCUCGUGGACUAGAUAAUGUUCCAAUAGUAGUGUUUUAUCUGAAGACACUUCUGGCAAUCGACUCAGAAGUAGUGGAUAGAGAUAUCCAGAGGACAAAGACCGUCUUCGACCGUAACACUAAGAUCAAAGAUUUUAUGCGUGAUAUUUGUAUUCCGCAAAUCGUGCAGAGUUGGUGGACCAUUUUGGAACGCUGCUCAGAUGUGACUGCUCAGUGCCUCUGCCUUGAUGCGGUUGCCGCAUUUGUCGACUGGAUUGACGUUGAACUGGUAGCCAACGAUGUCUUUGUUCCGCUCGUCAUUGCUCGAUUAGGAAAUAAAGACACAUCAGAGGCUGCUGUAAGAGCUGUCUCAGCGUUGAUUCAAAAAGGCAUGCCAGCGUCGAAAAAACUUUCACUUGUAACAGCCCUCAUGGAGGUGAUGCGGAGUAACCAUCUUAUUUCUGUCAACCCGAACAGCGACUACGAAGAUGUUUUACGAGCUGGAUCGCUACUGAGUGCUGUUGGAAGUGUUCUUAUCGAGACCUAUCACAAGUUCAAAGCCGAGGAUGCUGAAGAAGAUGCUCAAAGAUGUGUCGAAACUGUCGAGUCUGAUAUGGAUUCGCUUUUGCUGGUCCUUGAUAACGAAGAUCCUGAAUUGAGCGAGCUUGUCAUCUAUACGUUACGUUCAUACGUGGCUCUGUUCAAGGAGAAGUGCAUGGAAGAGAAAGCAACCACAGUUCUAUCAAGGAUUGUCUCGGUAUGUUUACGACGGUUUGUAAUCAGUGAAGAACUUGAUGUGGAUGGUUUGGGCGAAGAUGAGAUUGAAUUUGCUGAUUAUCGAAAAGAACUUCGCGGAAUACUAAACACCAUAGGGAACAUGAGAGUCGAUUUGAUUGUGGCACCAAUGGAAGCAUUGGUGGCUGAGGUUGCAGCUAGUGGUGGCGGAACAGCUAUGCCAAUUGCAAGAUUGGAAGCGAUUGUACAGCUUGUGCAUGGAUUGGUGGAGAUAAUCCCGGCCAACUUUGUGAACGUGAAAGAGGGAUGGAUGGGUCGUGCAGCUCAGUUACCGGUCAACCUUUUGACUUCCAUGCAACUUGACGGACGUUCUUCGUCUGUGCAUGUUUUGUAUUUUGAGAUCGCAUGUAGGUAUGAACGGUUGUUAGCUGCUCGCCCGCAACCGGUAAUACCUCAAGUAGCUGCAGCAUUCCUUGACGAAAGAGGUAUCGCAUUCCGUGUUGCUCGCGUACGUACUCGCAUCGUCUAUCUGUUCUGUCGGUUCGUUAAGGCACACAAAACCGUGCUAAGCCCUCUAGUGUCCGAAGUCAUCACGCGUCUAGCUCCUUUGCUAGCUAUGUCGCCACAAUCCGAUCAAAUGUUGACGGCAGACGAUCAAGCGUUUAUCUUCGAAGCAACCGGGACACUCAUCGUAUUCGGCGAACUGGGAGUAGAACAAAAGGCGCUGUACAUCGGGGAAUUGGCCAGCAAGCUCGGGGAGCGCUUUUUGACAGCCGUUACGGAAUUGGAAGCAGCGAAAACGGCUAAUGAUGCGGCGAAAAUACAGAUAAUCCAGCAAUACAUGACUAAUAUUGUUGGAUACUGCAGUCGCCUUUCGAAAGCCUUCAACAAUGCGAAUUCCAUGCAAUCCUGCAGAUGUGUAGACGUUUACAUGCGGUUACUCAAUCUGUUCUUGGGCCAUUUAACGGCGGAAAAUUCGUUUUUGUUGGAGUCUGUUCGGCAGCUUGCACACAGGCUCGUGGUCUGUUUGGAUUCUGAACUGAUUCCUAUUUUGCCAACACUGAUGUCACAUUUGGCUGCGGUUUCCACCGAUUUGGACAGCAUGAAUCAUCUUCUGAUCCUCAGCCAUCAGAUCGUUGCGAAGUUCAAGAAAGAUUGCUUGCAAUCUGGUGUAGAUUUUGGUGCUAUUCUUGCGUCGGCAGCUAGACUUUCCAUAGAAACCGAACCUACGCCAGCAUUACGCGCUCAAGAUGAGGCUGUCUACCGUAAUCUGAUCUACGUCCGGCGAGCAUUCUUACAGCUAUUCUAUACAUCAGCAACAUCUGACAUGUUAUCGGAAAUUGCAGCAGGACCCUUGUUUGAUGAUCUCCAACAAGCAGCCACACAGUUGGCUCUCAGCAGCGACCAGUCUUGUCAGAAGCUUGCACUUGCCACACUUAGCCGAACAUCAUCUGUUAACACGCAGUGGUGGCAGAGAACAUUGCGAACUGCGCUGGAGGUUCCCUCGCUAUCGCACAUAAGUUCAUCGGAUGCUGGGAGCUCAGUGGUGGUGCAUGAAGUUGCUUCGACACUGCUUGCUCUUCGUCAAGCCCAUCCCGAGCAGUUCGCCGUAGAUGUGCAAUCUUUGAUGCCUGGCGAGUUGGGCCUAGAAUUGCUAUCCAUUUUAGAAAAUUACAAAUCUCGAGCGUUGGAUAAGCAAUUGCUAACCAUGUAUGACAAGAUUAGGGUAGCACAACAGCAACAAUCUUAGCACACCGUGAUGGGGUUCUAGUACUCAUGACUGUUACCAUCUUCUCUUAUCAUGUACAAUGCUAUCUUUGUGGCCUUCUGCUAUCAAAUCUUGGAGAUUGUGAUUUUGAAAAGUUCCGCUGAUUUAUCUGGAUUGAUCAUAAAUACGGUCUGCAUUUGAAUUAUGGGAUCGGUUCUUUUUUGCUCAAAUGCGCU
Molecule: messenger RNA, 3247 nt
Organism: Cylicocyclus nassatus
Lineage: Eukaryota; Metazoa; Nematoda; Chromadorea; Rhabditida; Strongylidae
Source: the annotation of a GenBank genome assembly